CUCACCACCGUUGACGACUUUGCAAUUAUAUUUUUUAUUAAUAAAUUAUAUUAUUCGCAAACUUCUCUGCAACUCUGCAACUGAAGCCCUUUGUCCAUGGACAGUAAACCCUAACUUCAACCAUCAUUGUAAUUUAAUGGAGAGAGACGGUGUUUGGAUACCGCUGACACCAGGAAAGCCGGCGUUGAGUUCUGAGCAAGGGAUGGGAAAGGAAAGUUUGAAUGAGGAAUUCUCGUGUACGGAUUGUUUUGAAAGUAUGCGGUGUAUGGAAAAGUGUGUGAUGAAUGAGAUGUGUGAAUUUCCAGCUGACACUCUUGAUGAGUUUGAAGCGGGGUUGGGUGUGGCGGGAAAGGAAGCUGAAGGUACUACGGCAGUUCAGGAUGACACAAGCUGUGUACAAGAGGAGACGGUCAAAAGUUCCCCAUCAGAGCAUGACAGUAAAAAGGCUCAUGGUGUUGAUGAGUCUCAAGAUGGUAUUGGUUCAAUUCCAACCCCAUCUAAGACAAAAGAGACCAGGAAAAGACGUAAUGAUGGGAAUGACAUGAACAAAAAGCCUAGUCAAAGACCUCGAGUGAAAAAACAUAGGCCUAAAAUAUUCGAUAAUAGCAAACCGAAGAAGGUGCCAAAGGCUCAAACUCCACGGUCGACCUUGAGGCCAAAGACUCCAAAACCUGCAACUCCAAAUCGGGUACAAGAGAGGAGGAUGCAAUCAAAAAAGAACAAAUUUACAGAUUCAUCCAAUUGUACACAAAAGUCAACCUGUUCAGGCAUUGAAGAUGUUGGCCAAGAUGUUCAAGAAGCUUCCAGGACUUCCAUAGCUGUUAGUUCAUGCAAGCGUUUCCUAGAUUUUGACCAGCAUCCAGUUGGUAAAGAGUCAAAAUCACAUGAAGAACCUCCGAUACUUGGUUUUGAUUUUGAAAAAUUUGAUUGUUUUCGUGGUAAGAUUGUUACUUCUAAGAGAAAUACACCGAGGAGGAGUAGGUUUCAAAACAAGAGCCUAAAAGCAUCUGAUAAUUUGUUAGGAGAUGGUAAUACACCACAACACGGGCAAGAUAGUUUUAUAAUAAGAAAUCAAGAACAAGUUGAUAAAUAUGGUAAGACAUAUGUUCACUUCUAUCAGCGUCGAAAGAAAAUCUGUUCAAGCUCAACUAGUCGCAGCCCUACACUGCUGGUAUAUCAUCGGUCGUGUAGAAAAGAUCUAUGUUUAUACCAUAGCAAAAAAUGCGGACCUGUUUUUCCAAAAUUGUUCAAGAAACAAAGGACGAUGAGGAAAAAAGUGAAUAUAAAGGUAAAUCAUUGGUACAUUAUAUCUGGUGAACUUCACAAGAGUCUUAUGAACAGAUCACAUAGAAAGCUUACACAAACUACAAGGAAAAAUGUAGAAAUUAGGGUCAACAAAUCCAAGGACAAGAAAGGAGUGGUGAAGCCCCAUAUUUAUACAGAUGAACUUCGUCGUGUGUUUUUGCACCAGAGAAGAAAACGAUCAAUAAGGCACACUCGUUUGAGAGAAAGUAUCAGAAUGCCUCCUUAUGAUCCUGAAAAUUACCUUUUAUGUCAAGAGAAAAUUUUUAGUCCGAUUACAGAAUGCCUCCCGCUGCAUGAGGUUCCUGUACAAAGAAUUAAGAGUUUUACCUCACCACAUUGGGAUUCCCCGCGCCUUGAUAACUCUCUUGGUAAUCAGAACUGGUCCCAACUCCAAGAGGUUGUAGUGCUUGAAAGUCAAAGUUUACCACCCGAACACCAAGCUAUCUUGCAUACUAGAGAAGAUUUAUAUGAAUUUAAUGCAAGUGAAGUGGAACACCUAAUAGGGAAGAUAGCGAGUCUGGACAUCAAUGAUCAAUGUAAAGAACUUGUAGUACGUGAUCAAAAUGUCAGCGGGACCCUUGUAAAGAUCCAUCCUCCCAAGAAGCGUAAAACAGAUCCCAAGGCCAAGGUGGAUCUUGACAAUGAGACACUGAGAGUUUGGAAACUGCUAAUGGAGAAUGAUGGAAGUGAACCAGUUGAAGAAACGGAUAAAGAUAAAGAAGAAUGGUGGGAUACACAGAGAAAUAUAUUUCGUGGACGAGUUGAUUCAUUUAUUGCGAAAAUGCAUCUUAUCCAAGGUGACAGGCGUUUCUCACCUUGGAAGGGUUCAGUUACUGACUCGGUGGUUGGAGUUUUUUUAACUCAAAACGUAGGUGACCACCUUUCAAGCUCUGCUUUCAUGUCGGUUGUAGCCAGAUUCCCCCCCAAUUCCCGAAGCAAAGAAGUUAAUGACAAUUUUGAAGUCCCAAAUAGCCAAGAAUCAGGUGCAAGUAAUACACAAAUUUAUGAAGGGUGUUCCAAGAAUAAUGAAACGGAACAAGAUAUGGGUGCUUCAUAUGCUGAUGUCAGCGAUGCAACUCCAGCUGUGGAACCGUGCCAAAAUCCACUUCAGGUUCAAGAUAAGCCACGUGUGGAUGAAGAUCCUAAUACUUUCCGGAAGCUUCUAGAAUUAGAGGAGGUGGACUAUCUCAAACAGUUUUGUCAGGUUGGAGUUGAUGAAUUAGAAUCAUCGCUAAGUGAGAGCAAAUUAGAAGUCGAAGAGCAACGUGCAUCAAUCUCCAAUUUUCCGAGUUCUACUUCUACUGAACAUUCUGCUAUUACAUUUGAUUUGAAUGUGAGUUUAUGUGAGACGUCAGAAGGUGAAUUCAUAGGUCAACAAAAGUCAAUCCCUGUAGAAGAACCAAAAGUAGCUACUCCAAUUUGCAGUCUCCAAUCUGAAGUAAUUGAACAAGAAUCACCUUUAGAAAAUGAACUAAAGGGAAAAAAGAAAAACAAAAAGGAGAAAAAGCAAGAACCCAAAAUCGACUGGGACGAACUGAGAAGACGCUACAUCAAAACCGGAGAAAAAGAAAUUGAUGUGAAUUACAGGGUUGCAGUUGACUGGGAUGCAGUUAGGCGUGCUCCCGUUGAGGAACUUGCAAAAAUUAUAGAAGACCGAGGGAUGCAUAAUGUGAUAGCAAGACGAAUUAAAGACUUUUUGGAUAGAAUAUAUAGAGAUCAUGGUAAUCUUUGUCUUGAGUGGUUAAGGGAUGUUCCACCAGAUAAGGCAAAGGAUUUCUUGUUGAGCAUUGAAGGAAUCGGUUUGAAAAGUGUGGAGUGCGUACGCCUUUUAACGCUACAUCAUAACGCUUUUCCUGUUGACACAAAUGUUGGACGUGUAGCCACACGUCUAGGGUGGGUCCCAUUGCAACCCCUUCCCGAUGCAGUUCAACUUCAUCUUUUGAAUGCGUACCCUUUGGUGGACGACAUUCAGAAAUACCUAUACCCGAGGCUAUGCACCCUUGAUCAAAAAACAUUAUACGAGCUACAUUACCAGUUGAUCACAUUUGGAAAGGUAUUUUGUACCAAGAUAAAACCAAAUUGCAAUGCAUGUCCAAUGAGAGCAGAGUGCAGGCAUUAUGCAAGUGCCUUUGCUAGUGGUAGGCUCGCUCUUCCCGGAAUAAAACAAAGUAGUAAUGUCACUUCCAUCGUCCCUGCUGGUCAACCACCAUCAUCCUUUCACCUAGAAGUCAACAACUUGGGUUCAAGCUAUCAAGGUCAAAGUCAAAGUCAAACAUGUGAACCCAUAAUUGAAGUCCCCCCAUCUCCUGAGCCUGAAGUAGAAUCAAUUAUUGGCGACAUUGAAGAUUUAUGCUGCGAGUCUGACGAUGAUGAAAUCCCGACUAUCAGACUAAACACCGAAGAGUUCAGAGAAACUUUAAAAGAGGCUAUGGACACAAAUAAGAUUCCGAUCCCGGAAGCUGACGUGUCAAAAGCUGUAAUUGCUUUUUCUGCAGAAGCUGCCAACAUUCGUAGGCCAACAAAGAGAUUUGUAGCCAAAUCGAGGACUAUGCACCUUGUCUAUGAGCUUCCGGACUUCCAUCCGUGUUUGGUUGGGUUUGAAGAAAGGGACCGUGAUGAUCCGUCACCAUACCUUCUUGCUGUAUGGUAUCCAGGCGAAAUUCCCAACUCAUUAGAAUAUACAAUAAACAGAGCACGCAUAGCAGCUAACAAUAUUCUAGAGGAAACCGUCAAAGCAACGAUCUUGAUCCCUUGUCGAACUUCAAAUAGAGGGACGUUUCCCCUUAAUGGAACAUAUUUUCAGGUUAAUGAGGUGUUUGCUGAUGAUGAAACUAGUCAUUCUCCGAUGGAUGUUCCAAAACAUCUGCUGCGUAAUUUGCCAUUACGAGAAUUAGGUUGCGGGUCAUCUGCAACAUCAAUAUUUAAAGCCCUAUCAACCGGUGCCAUUCAGCGCUUGUUUUGGAGAGGGUCAAUUUGUGUGAGAGCAUUCAACAGGAAAACAAAGCAACCUCGACACCUUCAUCCAAAAUUUCAUAUUUCAACAGCCGCAAUGGCAGCAAUGGCAGCCGAGAACAGAAAAUCAAAGAAGAGAUAGAACAAGCUGUGGUACAUAGGUCUAUUUAUUUGACAACUAGAACUAACAAAGUAGGGUUAAUAUUUUGACAAUAAUAAAUUCCUUUAUAUAUAGUUGUAAGUAAAUUUCUGAUCUUCCGGUUAAUUCACAUUUGCGUCAGGGUGUAAACAAGCCAAGCCGCUUGUAAGCUACACGAUAUCGGCUCGUUAAAAGCUCGAAUUGAGCUGUUCUUAAACGAGCCAUUUAAUAAACGAGCUGGAGGCAGAGUUUCACA
Molecule: messenger RNA, 4652 nt
Organism: Helianthus annuus (common sunflower)
Lineage: Eukaryota; Viridiplantae; Streptophyta; Magnoliopsida; Asterales; Asteraceae
Product: DNA glycosylase/AP lyase ROS1
Exons: 20
Coding region: 137-4399 (1420 amino acids)
Biological process (GO): base-excision repair
Molecular function (GO): DNA N-glycosylase activity; DNA demethylase activity; 4 iron, 4 sulfur cluster binding
Source: RefSeq, a predicted model, not a curated record